Molecule: messenger RNA, 1017 nt
Organism: Penicillium verhagenii
Lineage: Eukaryota; Fungi; Ascomycota; Eurotiomycetes; Eurotiales; Aspergillaceae
Exons: 2
Coding region: 1-1017 (338 amino acids)
Source: RefSeq, a predicted model, not a curated record
AUGAGUUUCCUUGACUCGGUUCUUACCUCGCUUCAAACUGGCAAGCUCACUGAGCUUCCGACUUCUCAACCCCCAUCUCCUCCAAAAAUUCCAUCUCCCAAGCCAGAUGAUCGCAAGCCAGCUUCGGCCCCCCGUGGGCAUGUUUCGACAAUGAAUGCUGGGACCAAGCGCAAGGCCGAGGAGCAGUUGCCUCGAUCUACGAAGCCUGUUUCUAGACCUGUGGCAACACCCAGGGCUCCAAAACCUGCGCUCAAAUCGACCCCUGUUAAGACGGUUGCAUCCAAGGUUGCCCCUAAGAAUGGUACCGUCGGAGUCAAGAGGACAGCUGCGGCUCCCACCAAGUCUGCGUCAACCAAGUCUGCUCCACCUGAUUCAGGUCCUUCCAAGGCCCCACCGAAAGGUUCUUAUGCCGACCUCAUGGCGCAGGCCAAGGCUCGACAGGAACAGGCUCCUUCCCACGUUGGUUUGAUCCGAAACCAGACCGAUACCCGCGAGCACAUUGGCCAAUACAAACUCAAGCAACGCAUGCAGGAAGCCAAGAUGCGAGCGAAGAUGGAGGCGAAGGGUAAGAAGUUUACGCCAGAACCCGUGCGAAACUACGGCCGAAAGCGAUCUCCCGAACAUCCUGCCCGCAAGCGAUCUCCCCCGGAAGGUCCGUCCUACAAGGGCACUGCGAAGCCAACGCAGACCCCCGAGCCACCUGCCUACCAUGGAACUGCAGGCUUGCCUGGAAAGGCUGGCAACAAUGAUCGUCGCCAGCAUGGCAAACGCCGCAUGAAUGAGUACAUGGGAACCGAUGAAGAGGACGAAGGAGACUAUGGUGGCUACAACGAUUACUAUUCUGACGUAUCUUCCGACAUGGAGGCUGGCUUUGAUGACGUGGAGGAAGAAGAAGGCAGUGCCUUGAAGAAUGCUCGCAGGGAGGACGAAAAGGAGCUGCGCCUGGAGAUGGCCGCCAAGAAAGAAAAGCUUGAGCGUCAGCAGAGACUUGCUGCACUUGCUUCCCGCAAGCGCUAA